Molecule: messenger RNA, 795 nt
Organism: Mesorhabditis spiculigera
Lineage: Eukaryota; Metazoa; Nematoda; Chromadorea; Rhabditida; Rhabditidae
Source: the annotation of a GenBank genome assembly
AUGACUAUCUCGAUACCCUUAGCUGCCGAUGACGAGACCCGAAAAGCCGAGGCUAUGCGCCUUAAAGCUAUUUUUCAGGAUCGCAAACGGAAUGACCCGACCCUAACUCAAGACAAAAUCGCCGAUCUCUGCGAAUGGUCUGGACAAAGUGUCGUCAGUCAGUAUUUGAAUGGGCGCAUCCCCCUCAACAUCGGCGCCCUCAUAAAGUUCGCGAACGUUUUGGGCUUUUCGCUCGACGAAGUCAGCCCGCGGUUGGCUGCCAUAGCGCAGAUGCCCCGCUUGCGGAAUACGGAAGAACGCCAAAAAACGCCAGCAAGCAAUGACUGGGAAAUCCACCCGAUUGAAGUAUGGGAUGACGAAACUCCACUCGGCCCGGACGAGGUCGAGCUGCCAUUUUUCAAAGAAGUGGAAUUAUCUGCCGGCAAGGGAUCUGAGGUGAUGCUUGAAACAAACGGCCGCAAGCUGCGAUUCGGCAAACGAACUCUGAAACGUAAGAGUAUUGAUCCGGACGCUGCUGGCUGUGUGCCGGUAACUGGGAACAGCAUGGAGCCCGUGCUACCGGAUGGCAGUACCGUCGGGGUCGACACCGCAAAUACGACCGUCCAGGACGGCAAGAUGUAUGCAAUCGACCAUGACGGCCAACUGCGCGUGAAGCUGCUCUACCGCCUGCCUGGCUCCGGCCUACGCCUUCGCAGCUAUAACACUGAUGAGCAUCCUGACGAGCGCUACGAAGGCGACUACGUGCAGCAGCAUAUUCGUGUGAUUGGAAAAGUGUUCUGGUACUCCGUAAUGCUC